UAAAGACCGUCGGCAGUUCUUCGCCGCCAUCCCCUUGACACCCAUCCUCAUUCCCGUACAUCAGCCCCCGCCCACAACCCACAGCAAUGCGUCUCGCGGCCACCUCCACCCUCGCCCUAUGGGCCCUCGGCAGCACCUCCACCGUCCUGGCACAGAUCCCCGUAGCAAGCCCCGCCGUCUCAGUCCCCCCGGUCGGCCUCCCGGCACCCACCCCAGCCCCCGCUCCGAUUUCGCCAGCAACAGGAGGCAGCGUAACAACCCCCUUCGCCGCCGGCCCCGUCGCAACAGUGACCCGCCCAGCGACGAUCGCCAACCCUUCCACAGUACCCGCUGCACCUGCCGGUGCGACCUGCGGAUCUAACGCCUGGACCUACGUCAACUCCACCGCCGGCCUCCGCUCUGCCAUCCCUGCCGGCUGCACGACCUUCCUCGGCUCCCUCUCUCUCUCCGGCGCGGGCAUCACCGACCUCUCCGCCCUCUCCACCAUCCAGAGCAUCCAGCUCUCUGUCGACAUCGCCUCCACGGGCCUGACCGACCUCACCGGCCUCACCGGCCUCAAAACCAUCGGCGAGAACUUCUUCGUCCACGACAACCCCAACCUCAUCAACGUCGGCGGCGUCUCCUCCCUCACUACAGUCGGCGGCGGUAUCCUGAUCUACCAGAACCCCAAACUCGUCUCCGUCUCCGGCCUCGCAUCCCUGAAAGGCAUCAACCCGGACCGCAGCCCUAAAUACCAGUUCGGAAUCUCCAUCUACGGAAACCCGCUCCUCGCCUCCCUGGAUGGCCUGCAAUCCCUCUCGUCGGUGGGCAACUACCUUGACCUGCACAACAAUACCCGCAUGACAUCAAUCAAAUCCCUCCCGACAUCCGGCUCCUUCCCUGUGCCUUUUCUCCGCGUCUCCGCCCUGCCCGCACUGGACUCCCUCGCCCCGUUGUCCGUCUACACGUCCACGGCGAACGGAUCUGCGGUCGACAUCUCCAUGAACGACCAGAUCACCACUUUGGCUGGAUUAGCGGGGUUCACGAAGAUCUCCAACCUCACCAUCGCGCACAACGCUAUGCUUGCGGAUGUGACCGCCUUGGGUAACUCUACCAUCACCGGCCCUGUGUUGGUUGAUGAUAACACCAAGCUUUGCGAUCUAUCUGCGAUCAAGGCGACGGCCGGUGUCAAAGCCACGUGCGGUCAGAAGCAGCAGGUUACUGGGAGCGGUCAGGGGUCGGCUGGUGGCAACAACGCGUUGGCCCAGAAUGCCGCGACUUCCCUCUCGGGUCUCCCGGUGGCGGUCGCUGCUGUUUUGGGCGCUGCGGCGGCUAUUUUGCCGUUCUGAGGAGAAUUGUACAUGUCACGUUUUUUCAAGUGACAGCCGACUGUGCUGUCGCCCUCAACCACCCAUACACAAUAAACCAUAAAGAUUAGAGAUAUACUCCGAUUGACGGCUUCUUACGCCGGUAUAAUCAUGUAAAUAGAAGAUAAUGCUAGACAUUUCACCUUAGAGCAACAUGAAACCACUUCUCAGUUCCAUCGUAUUUGAUACGCACAAUACAGCACAUUAGAACAAUCAGCAGAAUUUUCCCGCGAAGAGU
Molecule: messenger RNA, 1584 nt
Organism: Fimicolochytrium jonesii
Lineage: Eukaryota; Fungi; Chytridiomycota; Chytridiomycetes; Spizellomycetales; Powellomycetaceae
Exons: 1
Coding region: 87-1328 (413 amino acids)
Cellular component (GO): plasma membrane; cell wall
Source: RefSeq, a predicted model, not a curated record